CUCCCCCACAUCUUCACAUCCACAGAAAUCGCACUAUUUUUUUAGAUUCUCUUAUUCACCUGGCUAUGAGCGACAGCAGUAUUCAACUCCCGCCAUCGGACAUCGGACAGCACAAGGUACGGGUCUGUAUCGACCGCGGUGGCACAUUCACCGACUGUGUCGGAGUGUUCCCAGUGCAGGCAUCGGAGAAGCACCCGACUGGCGAGCGCACAGUGGACCCGGCGCACUACCCGGAUGCACCGCGCGAGGGAAUCCGGCGCAUCCUGGAGCUGGCUACCGGGCAGCCGCAUCCGCGCAGCACGCCGCUGGACACCAGCAAUCUGGAGUCAAUCCGCAUGGGCACAACUGUGGCAACCAACGCGCUGCUGGAGCGCAAGGGCGAGCCGUGCGCGCUUGUCAUCACCAAGGGAUUCCACGACCUGCUGAAGAUCGGGAACCAGGCGAGGCCGCGCAUCUUCGACCUGUCGAUUACCAAGCCCGAUGUGCUGUACCAGGAUGUGGUGGAGGUGGACGAGCGGGUGACUCUUGUCGGGUAUACAAUGGACCCGCGCGGAGUGCACGCCAACGUCGACCUCACCAACGCCAUCGAGGGUAAAUCGGGCGAGUUUGUGGAGGUACUGACGCAGCCCGAUUGGGACGCUGUCCGGCAGCAGCUGCAGCAGGUGUAUGACAGUGGGAUCCGCAGCGUGGCCCAGGUGGGCCGGAUCGCAAAGGAGCUCGGGUUCACCCACAUCACCCUGUCGUCGUCGCUGGUGCCCAUGAUCAAGAUCGUGCCGCGCGCACAUUCAGCUACUGCCGACGCGUACCUGACGCCUGGAAUCAGACGGUACGUUGAUGGGUUUGCGGGCGGGUUUGAUGCAGGGUUCUCGCAGAUUCGUGUGGACUUUAUGCAGUCGGACGGCGGCCUUGCGCCGGUCGACCAGUUUUCGGGGCUCCAGGCCAUCCUGUCUGGGCCAGCAGCAGGUGUCGUUGGGUACGCAGUUACCUCGUUCAACAAGCAGGCCAAGGUGCCGGUGAUCGGAUUCGACAUGGGCGGGACCAGCACCGAUGUGAGCAGGUUCGACGGGCGGUUCGAGCACGUCUUUGAGACGACCACGGCAGGCGUUACCAUCCAGGCGCCGCAGCUGGACAUCAACACGGUGGCAGCGGGAGGAGGCUCUCGUCUGUUUUUCCGCAACGGGCUGAUGAUGGUAGGGCCGGAGAGUGCCGGUGCCCACCCUGGGCCAGCCUGCUACCGCAAGGGCGGGCCGCUGGCGGUCACCGACGCCAAUCUGCUGCUUGGUCGGCUGCGGGCCGAGCACUUCCCCAGCAUUUUCGGCGAGACCGAGGACCAGCCGCUGGAUAUCGAGGCGACCCGCAGGCUGUUUGCUGAGCUGGCAACGACCAUCAACGAGGAGAUGCGUCGCGAGCGGCUGGCGGUGGGCCAAGACUACGAGGACAAGUCGCUGGAGGAAAUCGCGGCUGGGUUCCUGAAGGUCGCCAAUGAGACAAUGUGCAGGCCGAUCCGCGCCCUGACCGAGGCCAAGGGCCACGAUGUGCAGAAGCACGUGCUGGCGUGCUUUGGCGGUGCCGGCGGCCAGCACGCAUGCGCUGUCGCUGCCAACCUUGGCAUCCGCCGGGUAUUUGUCCACCGGCUAGCGUCGGUUCUGUCAGGCGUACGGGCUGGGUCUAGGCUGAGGUUGUCGAAUGAAGAGCAGGCGCCGGCCGCCGACGUGUGGGGCGAUAGCGCCAGGCCGGCGGUGCUACGCAGACUCGAUGAGCUGACGGCUGCAUGCCAGACGAAGCUGUCGGAUCAGGGCUUUGCCGGAAAGCAGAUCAAGAUCGACCGGUUCCUCAACAUGCGCUACGAAGGCACCGACACGGCGCUGAUGGUCCCUGAGCCCGAGGAUGGCGACUUUCGUGAAUUCGGGUUCAUCCUGCGUUCGCGCAGCAUCAUCGUGGAUGAUCUGCGUGUGCGCGGUAUGGGGAGGCUGUCUGAAACCAAGUUCGGCCAAGUAUACGACGAACUGCGCGACCUGCCGCUGACAGCUGUUGAGCGGUCGACGAGCCACAAGGCGUUUGUUGAGGAGGUGCCUGUGUACUUUGACGGCGGGUUCCAGCAGACGGCCAUCUUCCGGCUCGACAGCCUGGUGCCCGGCGAGGUUGUCGAUGGCCCGGCGAUCGUGCUUGACCGCAACAGCACAGUUCUGGUCGAACCCGAGUGGUCGGCGACCGUGACAUCGGCGCAGCUGGUUCUGGAGCGCCAAGGCGACAAUGCCCAGCAUGCCCAGGUGUCGACUGAUCUGGACCCGAUCCAGCUGUCGGUGUUUGCGCACCGCUUCAUGAGCAUUGCCGAGCAGAUGGGCCGCACACUCGAAAAGACCAGCGUCAGCACCAACAUCAAGGAGCGGCUGGAUUUCUCGUGCGCGCUGUUUGACCAGCAAGGCAGCCUGGUGGCCAAUGCGCCGCACAUCCCUGUGCAUCUGGGCUCAAUGUCGCAUGCGGUGCAGUUCCAGCUCAAGCGCUUUGCAGGAGAUCUCUCCGAAGGCGACGUGAUCAUGGCCAACCAUCCGCAGGCCGGCGGGUCUCACCUGCCGGACAUCACCCUGAUUACGCCUGUGUUCAAGGACGGAGAGAUUAUAUUCUUCGUGGCCUCCCGCGGCCACCAUGCCGACAUUGGCGGGAUCUCGCCGGGAAGCAUGCCGCCGACCUCCAAGGAGCUGUUCCAGGAAGGCGCCAGCAUCAUGGGCAUGAAGAUUGUCAAGGGGGGCGAGUUCCAGGAGGCCGAGGUGGUCCGUGUUUUGCUCGAGGAACCAGCCAAGCACCCUGGAUGCAGCGGCACGCGCAACCUGAAGGACGUGGUGUCGGACCUCAAGGCGCAGAUUGCCGCCAACCACCGCGGAAUCACCCUGGUGCACCAUCUGUGUGCCGAGUACGGACUGCAGGUCGUGCAGGCGUAUAUGGCCCACAUCCAGCGCACUGCUGAGCUGGCGGUCCGCUCCCUUCUGCGCGAGACCCGCGCCUCCCGGGGAUCCGGAAAGCUGUCUGGCAGCGACUUCAUGGACGAUGGCAGCCAGAUUGUGCUCAAUGUCGAGAUCUCCGAGGACGGCAGCGCGGUGUUUGACUUUACUGGGACGUCGCCGGAAGUCUACGGCAACACAAAUGCUCCACCGUCAGUCACCUACAGCGCCAUCAUCUACUGCCUGCGCUGCAUGGUGCAGAGCGAGCUGCCGCUCAACCAGGGGUGCCUGGCGCCCGUCACGGUCAUUAUUCCCGAUGGCUCGCUGCUGUCGCCAUCCGAGACUGCGGCUGUUGUCGGCGGCAAUGUGCUGACGUCGCAGCGUCUGUGCGAUGUCAUUCUGUCGGCGUUCGGUGCUGCCGCGGCCUCUCAGGGCUGCAUGAACAAUCUGACAUUCGGCGUGCCUGUCGUUGAGGAAAACGGCCAGCGCCUGGAAGGCUGGGGGUACUACGAGACCAUCGCCGGCGGUCAUGGCGCCGGUCCCUCAUGGAGCGGACAGAGCGGCGUACACACCCACAUGACCAAUACACGGAUCACCGACCCCGAGAUCCUCGAGCGCCGGUACCCAGUCAUCCUGCACCAGUUCUCGCUGCGGGCCGGCACAGGCGGCCAGGGGAAGCACCCGGGCGGCGAUGGAUGUGUGCGCGAUCUCGAGUUCCUGGAGCCCAUGAGCGUGUCUCUGCUGACUGAGCGCCGCGUGUUUGCGCCGCCGGGCCUCAAUGGCGGCGGUAAUGGCGUCCGCGGCAUGAAUCUGUGGAAGCGCAAGGGAGAGAGCGGCCUGAAGGAGCUGAACAUGGGCGGAAAGAACACUGUGUUUGUCAAGCCGGGAGACCAUAUUGUCGUGCUCUCCCCUGGCGGUGGUGGCUACGGGGGCAUCUGAUGCUCAGUACUAGCGCUUUGAAUGCCUUUCGAAUACAUAAUUAAUGCAAUACGACUACUCGUC
Molecule: messenger RNA, 3941 nt
Organism: Linderina pennispora
Lineage: Eukaryota; Fungi; Kickxellomycota; Kickxellomycetes; Kickxellales; Kickxellaceae
Product: 5-oxoprolinase
Exons: 4
Coding region: 66-3878 (1270 amino acids)
Biological process (GO): glutathione metabolic process
Cellular component (GO): cytosol
Molecular function (GO): 5-oxoprolinase (ATP-hydrolyzing) activity
Source: RefSeq, a predicted model, not a curated record